Molecule: messenger RNA, 1721 nt
Organism: Meleagris gallopavo (turkey)
Lineage: Eukaryota; Metazoa; Chordata; Aves; Galliformes; Phasianidae
Source: RefSeq, a predicted model, not a curated record
UGCUGGGCACAGCUGGUGAUUAAAAACGAGCGCGGGCGGAGUGCCUGGUGCUGUUCUUCUGGGCCAGCUCAGACAACCAGCCCCGGGGUUGAGGAGAAUGGGGGCAAGGGAAGGGGUGGCCAUGCCCUAAGCACAAACCUGGCUGCUGCUAGAACGGGAGCGGGAAGGUCAGGGAAGUGUUCAGCCCUGAGCAGAGAUCAGUGCUGCCUUUGCUGUGUCAUGCAGCCACCUAAUCCCCAGCUGGCGGCAGGCACAGGGCAGCAGCAUGCAGCCCUCCUCCCCUUACCCAUGCGUGACGGGCCUGGGGACUUAGCCCUGCCACCAAAUGGGGACAAAGUGGCCACAGUGCCCCUGCUCGGAGCCGGGCUGGGAGCCGGGAGGGUCACUGAGGCGCCGGGCAUGACACGGCUCUGGGCUCUGGGGGAUUUUGGGUGCCCACCUGCUGCUCUCUCCCCACAGGCAGUGCCCCAGGGCAUGGGGCCGGUGCUGGCGCUGUGGGCCUGGCUGGUGCUGGGGAGCGCCGGCGGGGAGAGCCCUGUGCCCACAGCCCUGGCAGGCGGGCAGCCCUUCGCCGUGCUCUGGAACAUCCCCAGCGGCCGCUGCCAGCGCCGCUUUGGCGUGGGGCUGCCCCUGGCCGACUACGGCAUCGUGGAGAACCAGGGCGGCCGCUUUGCAGGGCAGAACAUCACCAUCUUCUACAAGAACAAGUUUGGGCUGUACCCCUACAUCUCCCCACAGGGUGUCCCGUACAACGGGGGCAUCCCACAGCGGGCACCGCUCCAGGCCCACCUGGCGCGGGUUGCGGGUGACGUGCAGCUGCACCUGCGCCCCACAUUCAGCGGCCUGGCUGUGGUGGACUGGGAGGAGUGGCGGCCGCUGUGGGCCCGGAACUGGGGACAAAAGCGCGUCUACCAGCUGGCCUCGCAGCGAUGGGCACGGAAGCGGGGCUGGGGGCGGCGGCUGGCCCGGCGGGCCUUUGAGCGGGCAGCGCGGGCGCUGAUGGAGCAGACGCUGCUGCUGGGUCGCAGCCUACGCCCGGCGGGACUCUGGGGCUUCUACCGCUUCCCCGACUGUUUCAACGGCGACUGGGCCAAGGUGGCCAACUACACGGGGCACUGCCGGCCGGCCGAAGGUGGUGCUCGGUGUCCUGGCGUGUCCACCCGGCCACACGGCCUCCUGUCCUUGCAGGCUGACCUGGAGCACACCAUUGGGGAGAGCGCGGCACUGGGGACGGCCGGAGUGGUGCUGUGGGGCGAUAUGUCGUACUCCCAGUCAGCUGAGAGCUGCAGCAGCCUUCGCCACUACCUCGUGUCCACCCUGGGGCCGUACGUGGCCAACGUGACAGCAGCCGCGCGGGCGUGCAGCUUGGAGCAGUGCCACGGGCAUGGGCGCUGUGUGCGGCGGCAGCCCCAGGAGCUGAGCAUCCUGCUGCACCUGGGUGUGGGCUCCUGGGCACCCUUCCGCUGCCACUGCUACCAGGGCUGGGCUGGCCAGGACUGCGUGCAGCCAGAGCCGCAGAGCCCUGCCUGCCCCGCGCCCACCCACAGCCUCUACGGGCACCACGGUUCCCAGACCCCUGACACCUGCCCACGGCGCAGCAGCUGGGGCUGGUGAGUGGAGCUGGGGGCUGCUGUGCCAGCACCGGUUUGUCCCGUACUCAUUAAUUUAAAUAAACCGUCCUGCUGCAGCUACAUGGUCCUCAUGGGCAAAGCUGGGGGGAG